Gekko japonicus is the source of this 5841-nucleotide messenger RNA. RefSeq names its product transmembrane and coiled-coil domain family 2 (gene TMCC2). The record is from RefSeq and is a predicted model, not a curated record. Gene Ontology annotation, biological process: amyloid precursor protein metabolic process. Gene Ontology annotation, cellular component: endomembrane system. Bases 10 to 1905 code for a protein of 631 amino acids. The transcript is spliced from 6 exons. Lineage: Eukaryota; Metazoa; Chordata; Lepidosauria; Squamata; Gekkonidae.
AUACAACAGAUGUCUGAGGGAUCUAUGUUUGGCCAUGGCCUCAAGCAUCUUUUCCAUAGCCGCAGACGGUCCCGAGAACGGGAGCACCAGAACUCCCAGGAGUCAUCUCAACAGCAGCACCAUGGCAUGUCUGAUCAUGACUCCCCUGACGAAAAAGAACGCUCUCCUGAGAUGCACCGAGUCUCCUAUGCCAUGUCUCUCCAUGAUCUCCCAGCCCGACCCACUGCCUUCAACAGGGUAUUACAGCAGAUCCGCUCCCGUCCUUCUAUCAAGAGGGGGACCAGUUUGCACAGUGGCAGUCGCCGAGCCAAGAGUAGCUCCCUGGAACCCCAGAAAGGCAGCCCUCAUCUUGUCCGCAAGGCUCCCCAGGACAGCAGCCUCACAGCAAUACUUCAUCAACACCAAGGGCGGCCAAGAUCUUCAUCUACCACAGACACUGCUCUCCUUAUGGCUGAGGGAGGGACUAUCGGGCCCCGGGGGGAACCCCACCCCGACCAAGAGGAAGGAAGUAACAAGGAACAGUUGGAUAAAGGGGACACGAGUCAGCUCAGUCUACCUUCCAACACAAGCCAUGGUGAUGCUGAUGGAAACAUCUGCCUUGAUGUUCCAGAUGGCAACCCAGACCCACAGAGGACAAAAGCUGCCAUUGACCAUCUUCACCAGAAGAUCCUCAAGAUCACUGAGCAGAUCAAGAUUGAGCAGGAGGCACGAGAUGACAAUGUGGCUGAGUAUCUGAAGCUUGCCACCAAUGCUGACAAGCAGCAGGCCUCUCGUAUCAAGCAGGUCUUUGAGAAAAAGAACCAGAAAUCAGCUCAGACCAUUGCCCAGUUGCAUAAGAAGCUUGAGCACUACCACAAAAAGCUAAAGGAAAUUGAACAAAAUGGACCCUCACGCCAGCCCAAAGAUGUCUUCCGGGACAUGCAUCAGGGCCUCAAGGAUGUAGGGGCCAAUGUCCGCUCCAGUAUCAGUGGCUUUGGAGGAGGUGUGGUAGAAGGUGUCAAGGGUGGACUGUCAGGCCUUUCCCAAGCCACACAUACAGCUGUGGUCUCUAAACCUCGUGAGUUUGCAAGCUUAAUCCGCAACAAAUUUGGCAGUGCAGAUAACAUUGCUCACUUAAAGGACACUUUGGAUGAUGGGCACCCUGAAGAGGCCUCACGAACUCUCAGUGGCAGUGCCACCUUAGUGUCAAGCCCUAAAUAUGGCAGUGAUGAUGAGUGCUCCAGUGCCACUUCUGGCUCAGCAGCAGGUAGCAACUCUGGGGCAGGCCCUGCUGCUUUAGGCAGCCCCAAAUCUAACACCUUGGAGAGUCACCACUAUAAUUUUGAUACCAUCAUAGAAGAACUGCGGGAGAUAAAAGACAUUCAGUCACACCUUGAGGAUUCCAUGGAAGACCUCAAAACCCAGCUGCAACGAGACUAUACUUACAUGACUCAGUGCUUGCAAGAGGAGCGUUACAGAUAUGAGCGCCUGGAAGAGCAACUGAAUGACCUGACAGAACUUCACCAGAAUGAGAUGACCAAUCUCAAACAGGAACUGGCUAGCAUGGAGGAGAAGGUGGCUUACCAAUCCUAUGAGAGGGCCAGGGACAUUCAGGAAGCUGUGGAAUCCUGCCUGACCCGCGUCACCAAGCUAGAGUUGCAGCAGCAACAGCAGCAGGUGGUGCAGCUGGAAGGCGUGGAAAAUGCCAAUGCCCGAGCCCUGCUGGGCAAAUUCAUCAAUGUCAUCUUGGCCUUGAUGGCUGUGCUGCUGGUCUUUGUGUCCACUGUUGCCAAUUUCAUCACGCCCUUGAUGAAGACCCGCAUGCGCCUCCUGAGCACCACUUUGCUAGUGAUUUUUCUCUUCCUCCUCUGGAAACACUGGGACUCCAUCACUUAUCUCCUGGAACAUGUGCUGCUUCCUAGUUGAUUCCUCUGCCAGCCAGAUGCCAGGGGUUGUGGGGUAUUUGCUUCUUCCUGCGGAGAGGGGGCGGAAACAAGGAGGCUUCCAACUCAGUUUCUUUGUUCAUUCAGAGUAUGUACCCCUCACUUGCUUUCCCGGCACAGCCAUCUUUGUACACAUCCAGCACCCAUCUCAGCAGCAGGGAGUGUAGUUGAAUCACGGCUUGUGAGAGGUGAAAUAAUAACUCCUCUGAGAUGCCUUUGCAAGGGAUUAUGGAGAGGCAGGUGAAGUCCAUAAAGAGCUCUGAUAGCUUUCCUUUAAAACAGACAAAGUGAUGCUGAUGGCAAAGCAGAUCAGAACGGUGUUCUCUAGAGGAAGAUUGUUUUGUUUUUCCUUUCUGAGAAGGAUAGUGAAACGCUCAUUCUUGAGCACAAGGAUAACCUCUGAAGGCAAAAGUUCAGCACUGAAGGUGAACUUUGUUGAAAAUUCCUGCCCCAUAGGAACAUGCACAGAACUGAAGGAAUAGAAUGUACAUAUCACACCAGCUUAUCCAAAUCACAAGGAUAUUUAAUUUCCAUUUCUGUAGAACAGCCGAUAUGCCCUGAAGUAUAGUUGGGCAUUUUAGUAUGAAAGAUUUGUCAUCCUAGCUGGUUGUUUUUACCAAUUAAGUUAUCCCCAAUGGAGACAGGAUCUAAGGAGAGAGUAUCUACCAUUCUGGUGCAAGCAAACUCAACACCUUUGGAUGGAUUUGUUUUGUUUCUUCUUUUUGCUUUAGUAUGUUACCUUCAGGGACUUACAAGAAAUUCUGAUAUCGCAUCUGCAAAUCUUACAAGCUUUGCAAAUGUGUGUGUGUGUAUGUGUGUGUGUCUUAAUUUAUUGGUUUCAGAGUUCUGUUUCCUUUUCGGAAUCAUGUACUGGGUAAAAUUCAGUUGCCUUUACAUCUUCCAUAGUCUUAGAGAAACCAUAGCUUGGAGAGGAGCUUUUUUGAAUGAUUUAACAGCACUAAAGCCUCUGUGCAAAUCAAUGAGUCUUCAGGAUUUUGGCAAGGUUUUAUCAAAUUGUACCAAGAGAAGAUUUACCUGUUACUUGCUGAAAGAGGCAAUUCAUCAUCUUGGCAUAUUCAAGCAAUGUUAUUUACAGAACAAUGCUGUAGUGUUGAACAAAGUCCCUGGAACAUAGGAUCAGGUCCUUUGAUGAAGAUUUUCUCAUAAAAGGGAAAGCAAAUGAUCAGGUCUUCCAUUAUGGGCUCUGCUGCACUUCUGCCGUUUUUGUUCCAAGAAAUCUAAACAAACUACUCAUCAUUCACACCAUUUUGCUUUACAGUAAAACUAUUAGGGCCCGGCACAUUUUGAAGACUUAAAAUGAAAUUAUCUAGCUGAGGUAUUCAUGUCUGAUGAUGUCUUACAAUUUUUGGAAGUACAGUUGCUGGCAAAAGAGAGGUGUAAUCAUAAAUUUGGGCCCGGGUGUGGCUACUCAAGGGAUGCUGGGAGACCAGAAUCAUACUGUCCAAUACAAAAAUUCAGGCUGGAUCUGUAUGUGCAAUGGAGUGAGGUGGUAGAGUCCUGAGAUUAGAGAAUUGACUGCACUACUUCAGACUGGGGAGGGGUUGUCACGUUUUUAAUACUGUUUUACAUUUUUUAAAAAUCCAAACUCUAGAAUCUCGUAUAGCAGAGAGUGGGCUAAGCUAGAACCUACUCCUUGACUUGCCAGAUUUCUGCUUGUAAGGUAAUUUCUCAAAUACAUGGAUUUUUGAAAAAUGGUAUUCUUUACCCGCAGUUUGAAAUGGUUCUGCGUCAUGUAUAAACCUGACCUUAACUUGCAUGUAUGCAGCUGUCACUGGAGAGAUCUUUGAGCUGUUAUCAAAUGGGUAUGUAAAAUGAAAAAGAAAGGCAGUUUUAGGUCAAGAAGUACUAGCAUCAUAUUUGAGUAUCCCUUAUUUUCUGUAAUUGUUGACCCCCAUUGUAUUUUAUGACCCUUUUCAUCUAGUGCAAAUGACUGAGACAGGAGAUCCUAGAAUCCAAGUGUUGCCAGAUUCCACACAAGGGAGGAGACUUGUGUCAUUAGGAAUUGAAUGGAAGGAAGAAUUUUGGCAAAUUCAAUUCCCACCACCACAACACUACAGUAGGAGAAAGUUCAUUCAGCUGAAAUUUUUCUUAGAAGUAUUAAAGACAGAAAAACUUGUUGGUGACUUGCUUUUCCCUUUAUGCUGGACUUUUCUGCUACCUACUUAUAAAUUUCUCCUUUGUUAUGCAAGACACCGUUUCUGAUUUUUACAGCGUACCUUUCUAGAAAGGAUAAUUAUCGGUACGGUGAAUAGUUUAAAACCACAUAACUGGUUCUCAGAACCUGCAGUUUACUUACUUCUUGCAUCUAAAAAUGGAGAUAAAAACAUUUUUUCAUUUUAUUCAUUAGGAUCUAAGAUCAGCCAAUGGAGAAAAGUGGCUUCAGUCUGAAGCUAAAGUUAACUGAGCCUCAGAAGGACCCAUAUCCUCCCAUUGCCACCAUGUUGUGUAGGAUGGAUAUUUGGCCUGUGGAAGGAGCUGGCUUUUCCUAAGGAAGCCUCUGUUGACAACCCCUUUUCAAAGGCACAAUACUGUGGUCUGUCUUUAAUAAUGUCCAGAGAUGUGAAGACCCUAAUUUUUUUAAGCAUAUCCAUUUAUUUUGUGUAUUUUUGGUAGGGGUCAGAAAAUUGACAUACCUUUUCUGAUCAGUUAUGGAAAGGGCUGGUUUUCUAGUGCAUGGACAAUUUUUUAAAGUGAUGUUAGGAUGAAUGUAAGAUGAAUGUUGGAUGAGUUGGAAAAGAGCUCUGAGUGAUGAGAAUACUAACAGUUCCAGAGUACAAAGAUGCAGAUGUGUGGGAUUGUAGCCUUUACCUUUGCUACCAUCCUUGUGCUAACCCUGAGCCAGUCCCUUUCAAUUUAAUGGAUGGGAGGGUCAAUUGUGCUGCAGCGGGUUUGCUUGCAGUAUGGGUUUAAAGCUGCUGCUGUUCACAACUUUAUUUAUUUAUAUUUUUUGUAAAUGGGGCUAGAGGAGUGUUCCCAUGCUGGCUUAGCACAGCAGGAGGAGGGUAUAGCCAGCAUGCAUUUUACAAAACUGAAAAUGUGUUAAAAGUGCAGUUUAUUACUGAUUGUUUUCAUGGUAGGCUGUCUAUGCCCAUGAUCCUCCCACCCGUGUAGAUCCUGUGAUAAACUAGAUAUUUUUGAAUAGUGUGCUCAAAUGUGGAGUGGUAAGAGAAUGGCUGGGUGAUGUUCCCUGACUUGUGUGCACCAGAAGCAAACAAUUGCAAUAGUCCUUUGUGGCCUUAGAAUCAUGAUUCCAUGGUUUAUUUAUUGAUCUCAGUUCAACUGACAGUCUUUCUCCCCCACCCCAGCCCUUUUCCUUGGCCUUUAAGAAGAGGUGGACAUGUGGCAGCACCCUGCAUUUCAGUGGAAACGUAAAUCAGAAGUUUCUUAAGUUACUUCCAUGCCAUCAUCAUCCCCCCAGUACUUGUCUGUAGGUAUGGAGGACUUCCAUGUCCAUGACUGCAAGUGUCCAACAGUGGGUGCACUCACUUGCAGCGCUAUCCUGGCAGAAGCAGUGCUUCAUGGCUGGAAUAUUGUGGUUGGCAGCAUCAUAUGAUCAUUGCAGUUGUAUAAUCAAGCCUGUGAUGAUCGCAUGAAAGAUGUUUCUUGCAACUUGGCUGCUAGUGGUUCCACAUCCACUGUGCACAGAAGAACCACGUGGUUUUGUAGUGCUGUGUUAAAUUCUCAAGAAUGUGGUUGUCUUCUCUCACAGAGGAAGCCUAGGCCCACACCGUGGCAUAACCCUUUUCUGAUGCUGUUUGAUUGUAUUUAUUAUGUAUGCUUGAAUCUUUUCCCACCUCUGCUCCUUUAUUUCCCAAUGGGAAGACCAUCCAAAGGAAGCACUGGUUUCAUUUCACUAUAUUUUUCCAUUCACUUUUCUGAAUAAAAAGAAUUUUAAAAC